AUGUCUGGUGCAAAAGCCUCCCUGAAAGCGGCUAAAGCUGCCCUCGAUGCGCACGACUAUCAACGUGCAGCCACCGAGGCGAAGAAAGCCAUCGAACAUGAUUCGAAGACUUAUCAUGGCCAUGUGUUCCUGGGUCUAGCGCUUGACAAGCAGAAUGACCCUGAGUCUUCUGUCAAGGCCUACAAGGCAGCAACGCAUAUCAAAGAAGACGACCCUUUAGCUUGGCAGGGGCUAGUAUCUCUAUUUGAAAAUCAUGCAGGUAAGAUGCUAGAUCAGUAUCAUGAUGCGGCGCUCUCUUUAGCAGAGCUCUAUGCUGGACAAGAUGAUAAGUUCAAAUGCCAAACUGUCAUCGAUAAGUACAUGCUUGACGCCAAGAAGUACGGCUCGAGAAGCCAGUUCAAACAAUCCCUAGAGACCAUCUUGCCUGGGAGUCCAGUCUUUGAGUACCUCGAAGGUAGAAUACCUCAGCCAGCUUACACGUAUUGCAAGCUGGCAGAUGUUAUUGAAGCAGAAGAAAAGGAGAGGCUUAACUUUGAGAUUGGUCAACGUCGAACAAGGCUAGGAGCCCGCAUUGACCAGGUGACCUUAGAGGUCAAACGAGAGAUAUUGGAGAAUAGUGUAUUGGGAGAUGUCUAUUCUCACAUUAUUAAUUGGUCUCAAGACGACGAGAUUCGCCGUACAUAUGAAGAGAAGCAGCUCCAACAUGCAGGCGACACACUUGCUGCUUUGCCUUUGUCCAGGAAACAUUCUCAACGGGAAGAUGUCAUGAAGAUGGCUAGGGGCCUGGUCAUUUUGAAGCACCCAUUCCUUUUGGCUUGGAAAAUUGUGUUGGAGUGGAAUGACGUCGACGAAAUUGCAGAAUUGGAUAUCGGCUUGCUACGUGAUUUUACGAUUUUAUUUCCUGAGGAAGGCCUCGCUAAGGUUUGCAAAGGCUAUUUGCUGAGCGAAAUUUCACCUUUUCCAAACGGGAGAUCGAACGAUACUGAUGGGGAGAAGCAGCAAGAAUCGAAUGAUUAUGCGCUCGCAGAAGAUAGAUUAAUUCUAAUGACCGAGGGCUUGGACGAUGCAAAGAGGUCAAUUCUGGCCCACCGUUUGAUGGGACAACACUAUCUGUACUUAGACGAAUACGAAGAUGCUGUCAAUGUAUCGAAGGAGGGACUCGAGCGCCUCGUAGCAGAAGCAAAUCUCAUGGGCCUUAGUCUUCCACGUACAGCUGAUGCGAUCAACUCAACACUAGCUACAGCUUUGGUACAUCACCAAUCACCUCGCCAUCAUGCUGACGCUCAAGCUAUUUUUCAAACUAUUCUCGACCAUAGAGCUAAUUAUACAGCAGCAUUAAUCGGAAUUGGCUUGAUUUACGAAGAAGAAGAAAACUACGCCGAAGCGCUAAAUUUUCUGAGUCGAUCGCUCGAGAAAAGUCAUGAUCCCAAAGUCAAGGCAGAGGCUGCCUGGUGUAAGGCACUAAUGGGAGACAAUGGUGCUGCCUUUCGAGAACUAGAAGUUUGCCUAUCAGACAUGAACGAUUCGGACCCGAAGACUAGAUCGCUCCGUGCACAGACUUUGUACCGCAUAGGCAUGUGUAUGUGGCGAUUAGAGAGCAGCCGAGCAAGACGAAAGGACCGUAAUGGGUCGUAUGCCCGCUUUUUAGCCUCAUUGCAGGCCGACAUGAACUUCGCUCCUGCAUAUACGAGCCUCGGAAUCUUCUAUGCAGAGUAUGCGAGAGACAGAAAGCGGGCCAAAAGGUGCUUUCACAAAGCUUUCGAGCUUUCAGCUUCCGAGCUUGAUGCAGCUUACAGGCUGGCAGAGUCCUUCGCUCAAACUGAUGAGUGGGAGUCGGUUGAAGCCGUAGCUCAGCGUGUGAUCGACUCUGGAAAAAUCAAGCCUCCUCCAGGUUCGAGGAAAAAGCCGAUAAGCUGGCCGUUCGCCACUUUAGGGGUCGUGCAGCUCAAUAAUCAAGAAUAUGGAAAGGCAGUCGUUUCUUUUCAAUCUGCACUUCGGGCUUCGCCUACUGAUUACAACUGCUGGGUGGGUCUCGCUGAGAGCUACCACAACUCCGGACGCUAUAUAGCUGCAACGAAAGCCUUUGAACAUGCAAAAGAGCUAGAACAAGGCUCUCAUGCAGAUAGUGGUUGGUUUACUGAAUACAUGCUAGCAAAUGUAAAACGAGAACUAGGUGACUUUGAUGAAGCCAUUUAUGGAUACCGAAGUGUUCUUAAGAACAGAUCAAGCGAGUUCGGCGUGUCUCUGGCGCUGUUGCAGACCCUCGUAGAAAGCGCGUGGCGGAGUAUUGAGCUUGGAUUCUUUGGACGUGCUGCUGAACGUGCCAAAGAGGCGAUCUUGUUUGGCCAAGAUGUUGUAAGGAUUCGGAGUCAUGCGUUCAACUUGUGGAAAGCCGUGGGAGAUGCUUGCUCGGUAUUCCUGAGUGUACAAGGCCACGCCUCUAUCGUACCGUGGACCCAGCUCGGAUCGCUGAUGCUCGAAAAUUCCGAGGCCCUAGAUUUUGAUAUCAUGUCUGAUAUUGAUGACGUGAAUGUAGCAACCUUCAACGCAAUCUCUACAAGCAAUGGAGAAGAAAGUUCAGGUGCUCGUACCGCCUGUGCGGCCAUUCUUGCUUAUAAGCGUGCAAUAAAUGCAUCAGCACACGAUGUUCAUGCUAGAGCAGUCGCUUGGUACAAUCUGGGCUGGGCCGAGCACAAAGCACAUGCCAGCAAAGUUGUUGACAGGCAUGAAUCGAAGCAUCUGAGAGCAGCAGUACAAUGCUUCAAGCGUGCUAUAGAAUUCGAAGCAGGUAAUGCGGAAUUUUGGAAUGCCUUGGGUAUCGUUACUUGCGACCUCAGUCCAAAAGUUGCGCAGCACUCUUUUGUACGAAGUCUUUAUCUGAACGACAAGAACGCUAGAGUCUGGACUAAUCUAGGCACCUUGUAUCUGCUCCAGGACGAUCGCCAACUUGCUGCUGAAGCCUUCACGCGCGCUCAAUCUGGAGAUCCUUCUUUUGCUCAAGCGUGGCUUGGUCAGGGGCUUCUUCCAACCCAAUCUUCUGAUCAGGCAGAUGCCAGAUACCUCUUCACUCACGCUUUUGAAAUUGCAGAUUCCACAAGUACAUUGGUCAAGUUGUUAUAUUCGAGAGCCGUUUUCGACCAUGCUGUUUCGUCUAGAGUUCGCGCCAGCGAGCUUCUUCAACCCCUUUUAUCCUUGCAUCACCUUCAAUUGCAAACACCAUCGGAUAUGGCCUCUCAGCAUCUUCUUUCAUUGUUUGCAGAGAGGAUUGGGAACUUCGACGAUGCGAACUCAAGCGUGAACAGGCUUUGUUCCAAGCUGGAAACCGAAUACGAAAGUUCUGAGUCUCUCCAUACUCUAUCGCGCUUUGCACAGUUGAAAUCAGAUGGCGCCAGGACACAAUUGGCAAGGAAUCAUUUUUCCAAUGCUGCGGAUGAUUCUUCGACGGCUCUUGAUCUUACAGAAGAUGAAGAGCAGGUCGAGCUUCGUCCACAGAUCCGGUUGUCUGCCCACAUGACCGCUGGGCUGGCUUGUUCACACCAAAGAUCCGAUGAUGAAUCGAUCGAUAUGUUCAAAAGUGCCUUGUCAGAGACACAUGGUAAUCCCGACAUCGUUUGUCUGCUUGCGCAAGUAUUGUGGGCCAAAGGCGAAGAUAACGAACGGGCUGUCGCCCGGGAGCAAUUGCUUGAUUGUAUAGAAAGAUAUCCUGGACACGUUGGUGCUACUUCCAUGUUGGGCUGCAUUGCCAUCUUGUUCGAAGAUGAAGAAAUACUCGACGCUGUGGUACAAGAUUUGAGUGACAUGCGCACGAAUGAUAGCCUGAGCCUCCAGGAGCGAAGCAAAAUUGCAAUCUUGCUGAAUGUCGUCUCAUCUCUUCAUACCGAGCCCGAUGGCCAACGCUCAGCUGAGCUCUCUCAAGCAAAUACCACUAUCAUGCUGUCACCCUCUCACCCUCACGGCUGGAGCCAACUAGCUGCACUUUCGCAUGAAGCAUUUCCUGCAGAAGCAGCAAUACUUGUAGCUUCGAAAGCGGCCACCCCAAAAGGUAAUCUGGAAGCCUCUGAUUUAUGUCUUGGGUACGCUGGUACAAGGAGACCAGACGACGCGCAGCGAGCAAUUAUGCUGGCGCCGUAUAGUGCUUCGGGGUGGGAGGCUCUCUGUUAG
Messenger RNA from Bacidia gigantensis, 4161 nucleotides. RefSeq lists its product as uncharacterized. The record is from RefSeq and is a predicted model, not a curated record. The transcript has a single exon. Bases 1 to 4161 code for a protein of 1386 amino acids. Gene Ontology annotation, molecular function: protein binding. Gene Ontology annotation, cellular component: Ski complex. NCBI's taxonomy places the organism in Eukaryota, Fungi, Ascomycota, Lecanoromycetes, Lecanorales, Ramalinaceae.